Misgurnus anguillicaudatus (oriental weatherfish) is the source of this 1811-nucleotide messenger RNA. It is a transcript of the gene ca10b, whose product is annotated as carbonic anhydrase Xb. The record is from RefSeq and is a predicted model, not a curated record. Lineage: Eukaryota; Metazoa; Chordata; Actinopteri; Cypriniformes; Cobitidae. Gene Ontology annotation, molecular function: carbonate dehydratase activity; zinc ion binding. Gene Ontology annotation, biological process: one-carbon metabolic process.
CACCGGGAUUAGCACGCGCUAAACCUCUCGUCCGCGCGCCCAGUCAGGUAACGCAGCAACAUCGUCUGCACCUCAAACAGCACAAACAACGACAAAAUUAGCAGGUUUUGUUUUGCGUGCCCGAUUUCGCGACUUUUAAGUUUCUGUGCUGUGAACUCACAGGCGAUUUUUGCGUUUUGUUCAUUUGAUAGUAAAUGCGCGCGCUGGGUCGCGAUAUAAAGGACGAUAAUGAUAUCGGAGAGUGAUGGAGUGAAUGAAGUCUUGUCAAGUUAAAAUACCCGAAGCCUGAUGGUCAUGGACUGAGUGAAGAAUGCCGCACGUUUGGGAGUUUAUCCUCAUUCUCAACAUUAAUGUCAUCUUUGUGGAAGCACAGCCGGUGUCAUCAAAGCUUCACGAUGGUUGGUGGGCAUACAAAGAUGUUGUCCAAGGGAGCUUUAUACCAGUGCCGUCUUUCUGGGGACUGGUUAACACUGCCUGGAACCUUUGUGCGAUUGGAAAGAGACAGUCGCCUGUAAACAUCGAAACCAGUCGAAUGAUAUUUGACCCCUUCCUCAACCCGCUACGCCUCAACGCCGGGCAACGAAAGGUCAGCGGAACCAUGUAUAACACGGGUCGACACGUGUCCCUGCGCCCAGACAAGUCGCACCUGGUGAACAUCUCUGGUGGGCCGCUGAGCUACAGCUAUAGGCUGGAGGAGAUCCGGCUUCAUUUUGGCAGCGAGGACAGCCGAGGCUCCGAGCACCUGCUCAACGGCCAGGCCUUCCCUGGAGAGGUGCAGCUCAUCCAUUACAAUCAGGACUUGUAUUUAAAUUACAGCGAUGCUGUCAGGGGCCCUAAUGGAAUUGCAGUUGUUUCUAUUUUCAUGAAGAUUUCGGAGCCUACAAAUUCAUUUCUAAACCGAAUGCUGAGCAGAGAGACCAUUACAAGGAUUACAUAUAAACAUGAUGCUUACUUACUGAUGGGGCUUGAUAUUAAAGAGCUGUAUCCAGAAACCUCCCGGUUCAUCACAUAUGAGGGGUCCAUAACUAUUCCACCGUGCCUUGAGACAGCCACCUGGAUCUUAAUGAAUAAACCAAUAUACAUCUCACAGAUAGAGAUGCAAUCUCUUCGUCUUCUCAGUCAGAACCAGCCCUCUCAGAUCUUCCUGAGCAUGGGUGACAACAUGAGACCAACGCAGCCGAUCCACCAGCGCUGCAUCCGUACCAACAUCAACUUUAGUCAGAGAAGAGACUGUCCCAACAACCGUGUGCUGAGGCCGCAAUACAGAGUGAACGAAUGGCUUCUGAAAUAACGGCUUGACAUUGAUUUGUGGCUUUGGGAAUAGCUGAAGAAUUUAGCCAAUGGACAAAGGACAUUUGGACCAAUACUGCAAGAUAAAACUAUCAAUAAAACAAAAGGGGAUUCUUCAAUAAAAAAUAAACUACUUUUAUACUUCUUUAUGUUUAUAGUAUACAGUAUAUAUAUAAAAAUCAGAGACUGUGAAAGCAAUUGCUUAUUUAUCUUACCUGACUGUUCGAUCAGUCUGGACUGCUUCUCAAUCAAAAAUGACAGUGUACUUUUUUCAACUCGCUACUGAGAUACAGUCCACCCUGACUGUUUUUAUCCAAAAAGCAGGUGCAGUUUGUGGGUGUUGCAGUCAUUGUGCAAUGCAGUACCAUUGAACUGAAAUAUAAACUUUUGAUACUAGGCAAACAAGAGGAUUUUAAGCCUAUCUUGGACAAUUUUGAGCAUGUUGCCUUCUAUAUGUAAGUGUUUACAGUGAUUAAUGAAUUGAUGAGUGAUAUCUGCCAAUAAAGUGAUCAUGGUGAACA